GUGAGUUUAACAUCAGGGUCAGUCCCCUCCGCACCUCUCCGCCUGGGCGUGUCCCUAAUCAGCUUUACCUGUGCGAAUUUCCGGGUAAAUGCGCUGAGGAGAAAAGGAGGAGGCAGCACUAAAAGGGUUUACACAAGACACACCUGGACAGCGCGGGAAGCAUCUCGUCCUGCACGCCCACCAAGGCUUACCUCCCGAACAACACACACCUGCGGCUGCCCAUGUCCUACUGUGCCCAGGUGUGUGACUCCAUCUCCUACUGCCACGCUUUCCGUCUCCAAGACGAGGAGUGCCACAUCACCCCCCUCUACCUGACCUCCGGCUACUCAAUGACACAGGGGGAACCAGACGCCCUGCCCUUCUACCACCUCCUGUCCAUGAAGCACUACUUUCCCAACGCCGACCUUGCCUACCGCGCCACGGUGACAGCCGCCUCCAACUCCUUUGAGGCGCCUACUUUCGAAAAGACGGGCGGCGUGCUGUGUACCCGCGCGAAGUGUCCCUGCACCAGCGCCAAGAACCACUCCGUCAUCGUGGACCUCGGCGCCAGUCUCUACGUUAAGGAGGUGCACGCCGUCACCUUCAGUCCUCCGCAGACCUACUCGCAGAAGUUCUACGCUUAUGUGGGGGAUGAGGACAACAAGUUUGCCUCUCGUUACUACCUUGGUCAGCUGAGUGGAGGGGCGAACACCUUUGUGAUACGCCCCGCAAAAAAGAUCCAGUUCGUUACCUUCCUCAAGUCCGACGACCGCCUGUGUCUGUGCCUCGUGCAAGCUUUCUAAGGCCAGGGAAUGACGCCCCCAGUAAGGGCCGCGCCGCCGAGGACAAGGUGGCAAUGGGCCGCUUACUGAGCCGCUACUUCUUCAGUACAUUUACAAGCUGCUGAAAGAAUCAAAUAUGGGCAUGAAAAUUAUAUCGGAAUGUAAUGCAAUUUGUAUCAGUGCUUGAAU
Messenger RNA from Eriocheir sinensis (Chinese mitten crab), 950 nucleotides. RefSeq lists its product as uncharacterized. Bases 222 to 782 code for a protein of 186 amino acids. NCBI's taxonomy places the organism in Eukaryota, Metazoa, Arthropoda, Malacostraca, Decapoda, Varunidae. The record is from RefSeq and is a predicted model, not a curated record. The transcript is spliced from 6 exons.